Messenger RNA from Hippocampus comes (tiger tail seahorse), 644 nucleotides. RefSeq names its product zinc finger CCCH domain-containing protein 15-like. The transcript has 4 exons. The record is from RefSeq and is a predicted model, not a curated record. Gene Ontology annotation, cellular component: cytosol. Gene Ontology annotation, biological process: cytoplasmic translation. The annotation marks the transcript as partial. NCBI's taxonomy places the organism in Eukaryota, Metazoa, Chordata, Actinopteri, Syngnathiformes, Syngnathidae. Gene Ontology annotation, molecular function: mRNA binding; metal ion binding.
GUGGCUCAGGCGGAGGCCGACAAGGCCAACAAGAAGACGGACAAGAAGAAAGAGUUGGAUGAACUCAACGAGCUCUUCAAGCCGGUCGUCGCCGCCCAGAAAGUCAACAAAGGUGUGGACCCCAAGUCGGUGCUGUGCGCCUUCUACAAGCAGGGCCAGUGCACCAAAGGAGACAAGUGCAAGUUCAGCCACGACUUGUCCAUGGAGAGGAAGUGCGAGAAGAGGAGCGUCUACGUGGACGAGCGGGACGAGGAGCUGGAGAAAGACACCAUGGACAACUGGGACGAGAAGAAGCUGGAGGAGGUGGUCAACAAGAAGCACGGCGAGGCCGAGAAGAAGAAAUCCAAAACUCAGAUCGUGUGCAAGUUCUUCCUGGACGCCAUCGAGAACAACAAGUACGGCUGGUUCUGGGUGUGCCCAGCAGGGGGCGGCGAAUGCAUGUACCGACACGCCCUGCCGCCCGGCUUUGUGCUGAAGAAGGACAAGAAGAAGGAGGAGAAGGACCAGGAGAUCUCCAUGGAGGAGCUGAUCGAGAGCGAGGUGAGAUGCGCCACCGUUGGCCCUUUUCCAGCGCGCUUUUUGUUCCGGGCCGGCGCCCAGGUGAGCACCGGUUCACACCUCCGCCCAACCGUCACUGAGUGAGA